Molecule: messenger RNA, 528 nt
Organism: Cooperia oncophora
Lineage: Eukaryota; Metazoa; Nematoda; Chromadorea; Rhabditida; Trichostrongylidae
Source: the annotation of a GenBank genome assembly
AUGGAACGUUAUGUGAAUAAGAUUCUGCACAUUUUAGUGGACACCAAGCUCUUCGACGUAAAGCUUGCCGAUCUCCCAGCAUGGUUUGCUCGGCGUGAAAAGACACCAGGUGCUAUGUACAACGAGUUUAUGCGGAACAUAUGGAGGGUCCAUCACAAAUACUACUCUGGUCCUGUAUACGCAAAUACCCAGGCUAUGGCUCGUCGUGGCGCCUUAAUUGUUUUCGAGGGACUGGACAGAAGUGGAAAAUCGACACAAGCUAAGCGAUUAGCCGAGAAAAUCAACUCAUCUGGGGGUCAAGCUGUGCUGUUUCCGUUCCCUGACAGAGAGGAGCCAUUUGGUCAGGUUAUUGAUCGAUACCUUAGAAAAGAAAUCGAUCUUUGUGAACGAGCUCUCCACUUGGCUUUUUCGGCUAAUCGUUGGGAAAAAGCAGCUUUGAUAGAAGAGAAGAUUGCUGCUGGUGUUGAUGUAAUUUGCGAUCGAUAUUGCUUCAGUGGUGUUGCAUACUCGAUUGCUAAAGGUUUGUAG